UGCUCGCAGCCAUAGGAACAGGUGCAUGGAAUUCCGGCAGAGGAGUAGAGCCUAAGCUUGACAACGGAGUACGGUGUCCAUGCGCGUGUUUUCAAAACGGCUUUCAUAUCCUUGUAAUGUGAGGCACGUCCAGUAGUGAGUAAGGUGCCACUGUGUGCGUCUGUGUGUGUCUCAGUGAGAGUGGGAGAGAGAGAGAGGGCGUGUACAUCUAUUACACGGACACGUUGCAUCGCUGCUGGGAAGAUUGCGUUGGAAAGGCAAUAUAACAUUGUUGUUAUCUGUGCAUGUAGGAACUGGAUGGCGGUGAAUUUGUAGGAAUAUAAUACAGAAAGAUACUACAUGUAAAUAAUUCGCAGCAACGAUGAGCCACCAGUACUACGACGCGACGGCCAACUUUGAGAAGGGUCGGAUCAAGCAGUUGCAGGAGGAGCGGAUAUACAUACAGAAGAAGACCUUCACGAAAUGGAUGAACUCCUACCUCAACAAGGCCGGCCUGGAAGUGAACGAUCUCUUCAAGGACCUGGCGGAUGGUCGGAUGCUGCUGAAGCUGCUAGAAAUCAUCUCUGGCGAUCGCAUCGGGAAGCCCAACCGUGGCCACCUACGCGUGCAUAAGAUCGAAAACCUUAACAAGAGUCUCAACUAUCUAUCGACGAAGGUGCGAUUAGAGAGCAUAGGUGCGGAGGACAUCGUCGAUGGCAACCCGACGCUCAUCCUCGGUCUCAUCUGGACCGUCAUUCUUAGGUUCCAGAUUCAGGAGAUCGAGGUUGUCAUGGAUGAGGAAGAUGAGACCAGUGAGAGGAAGAGUGCGAAGGAAGCUCUGCUACUCUGGUGCAAACGAAGAACGGACGGUCACAAGAACUGCGAGAUUACAAACUUCAGCGGCAGCUGGCGGGAUGGAAUGGGUUUCAAUGCCCUUAUUCAUGCUCACAGACCCGACCUGAUCGCAUAUGAAAGGCUCAACCCAGAUGAGCACAUUCACAAUUUGAACCAGGCGUUCGACAUCGGUGAAAAGGAACUGGGUAUUCCCAGACUGCUUGAUGCCGAGGAUGUGGACGUUAAGCGGCCUGACGAGAAGUCUAUCAUGACCUAUGUUGCCUCGUACUAUCACACUUUCGCCAAGCUGAGAGAUGAGGCAACCAGCGGCAGACGAAUCGCAAAGAUUGUCAAGUUCAUGAUGGAGUGUGACAAACAGAAGGAUGACUACGAGAAAAUGAGCUCAGACCUCAUCCUCUGGGUUCAGCAGAAGGUGGCUCUGCUUAACGAUAGACGCUUCCCCAACAGCAUGGAAGGCAUCCAGCAGGAGCUUGUCGCCUUCAAGGAGUACAGAACCGUAGAGAAACCACCAAAAUUCAAGCAGAAGGGAGACCUCGAGGUGAAUCUCUUCAACCUGCAGACGAAGCUGAAGUCGGAGGGAAGGAAGCCGUAUAUGCCGCCGGAGAGGAUGCUCGUGAGCGACAUCGAGAGGGCGUGGGAGGAGCUGGAGAAGGCUGAGCACGCCCGCGAGCUCGCACUAAGGGAGGAGCUGCAAAGGCAAGAGCGCUUGGAGCAGCUGGCCGAGAAGUUUGAGCGCAAGGCUGGCUUGCGUGAGAGCUGGCUACAGGACAUGAACCUGGUGUUGGACGACAUGAACAUAGGUACCAGCGCGAGCCAGGUGGAACUAGCCGCCAAGCGUCACGAAACCAUCACAACGGAGGUGCUUGCCAGGAAAGAUCGAUUCCACCUUCUUACAAAUAUGGCCAAAGAACUGAUUCAGGCUAACUUUCAUGGCUCGGACAAAAUCAAGUUGAAGCAAGAGCAGAUCAGCACGGACUGGAACACACUGCUAGAUAAGCUAAAACAGAGGAAGCAUACGCUGCAGAGUGCGUCUACUCUGAUGGGUGUACUGAGAGAUGUGGAGAGCCUGCAGAUCGACAUGAAGCACUUGGAGGCCAACGUGCAGUCGAAGGACUUCGGCAAGCAGCUGAUGGCUGUGGAGGACCUGCUGCAGAAGCACAAGCUGACGGAGGGCGAGGUGGCGUCGCUCGGCGAACAAGUGAACAACAUCAACCGCAAGGCGGCCGAGAUGGAGAAGGUCGGCGACAGCCCCGUGCUGAAGAGGAGCCUCGAGGAGCUGAACGCCUCCUACGACAGGUGGGCGGGGAUCACGCCGGAGACUGCGAUGAAGAAGAGCCACCGCGCCGCGGAGGAGGAGGAGGUCGAGGAGAACGGGGUCGAGUACGUCGACGUGCCCUACGAGGUCGAGGGGGAGGAGCUCGUAGAGAGGGAGGUGCUGAAGGAGGUCGUCGAGGAGAAGAACGUGCCGCAGGUGAAGGCAACGUUCCCCUACACGGGUCACGGCAUGCAGGUCAAGGGAGAGGUUCUGAUGCUGCUGCGCAAGACGAACCAGGACUGGUGGAACGUGCGGCGCGAGAACGGACAGGAGGGCUACGUGCCGGCAAACUACUGCAACGAGGUGGCGCCGCGUAAGCUUCAGCGCGUCGUCAAGCGGCCCGUGAAGGUUCAGGAGAAGGUCAAGGUGAAGAAGACUGCGUACAAGACGGAGGCGCGCCCUGCUGGCAAGAAGCUGCGACGGACGCCAUCAGUUCGAAGUGUUAAUAAUCUCCACUUUGACAAGGAAAACGUUGAGAAAAAGCAAAAACACGCCAACGAUACCUACAAGAAACUCUGCAAACUCGCUCAGGCGAGGCAUAUGUGUCUAGAAGAUGCGAUGAAGCUGUACAGAUUCUACAGAGAAUGCGACGACUUUGAUUGGUGGAUGGCGGACAAGGAGAAGGCUUUCUCCAACGACGACCCCACUGAAAAUAUCGAGACGAGGAAAAGAAGAUACGAGAAGCUACUCACGGACCUGGCAGCCAAUAGCGGCCGACCCGACCAGAUCAACAAGAUAGCCGAAGAUAUCUUAGUGACCAGUCACACGAUCAAGGAGCCGGUCAAGAAGCGGCAGAAGGAGAUCAAUGACCGGUGGAAGAAUCUGAACAAGCUUCGUCUAGCAAAGGAGAAAUCGCUCGAGGGUGCAUCCAGUCUGGAUCUGUUCGAUCGUAAGUGCGCACACGAUGACGCGGAUCGACGAGAAGUCUGCGGCGGGCUCGACGAUACCAUGGACACGGGCAGGAGCCUGCAGGCGGUGCGCUCGCUGCAGAAGCAACACGAGAACAUCGCGCGCGAACUCAGACCCGUGCAGGACGAGAUGAAGAAAAUCGGCCUGUUGUCUGCGACUGUGCAGUCAGCCUACCCAGAACAGGCCAAGCAUGUCAGCACAAAGGAGGGAGAGCUGCAGAAAGCAUGGAAUGCUCUCGCGGAAAAGGCUGACACGACCAAAGCUCAGAUGGAAGAAUCGCAUGGACAAAGGAUCUUCAUAGCUGAAGCAGACGACCUGAUGAACUGGGCCGAGGGUGUGAAGGAUCUGCUGAGGCAGGACGAGCGAGCGUCGGACGUGGCGACGGCCGAGGACCAGCUGAAGAGACACCAGGACCUAGCAGACGACAUCAAGGCUCACGAAGACACGUUUGACAAGGUCGAUGCGCUCGGUGCGAAGCUACUGAAGAAGGCACCGCAGUCUGCUGAGGUGAAGGGCGUACUGCAGCGUGUGCAGAACGCACAGAGCGACGUCACCGACGGCUGGAAGGACAAGCAGCAGAAGCUACUGAAUAACCUAGACCUGCAGCUGUUUAACAGGGAGGCGGACCAGGUGGACUCGGUGACGGGCGGACACGAGCGCUACCUGGACGUGCAGGACCUCGGCGGAUCGAUCGACGACGUCGAGAAGCUGAUUAAGCGACACGAGGACUUUGACAACAAGCUGUACGUUCAGGACGAGCGCGUGAAGCAGUUCAGCGAGAUGGCCGACAAGCUGCUGCAUGCGCAGCAUCCCGAGAACAAGUACAUCCAUGAAAAACGUGUUGCCGUGAAGCAUAGGCGACAGGACGUGAAGAGGAAAAGUAAGGGUAGAAGAGAAGUUCUGCACAACGCUCUCGCCUUCCAGGAGUUCAAAAGAGAUGCUGAAGAGCUGGCGACGUGGAUGUACGAGAAGAGGCAGAUGGCGGCGGAUGAGUCGUACAGGGAUCCUACCCACCUGCAGAGGAAACUACAGAAGCAUCAGGCUUUCCUCGCAGAACUGAAGGCCAACGAAGACCGUCUGGACACUAUUAACCAGAAUGGUCAAGCUCUCAUCAAAGCAGAGCACUAUGCACAGGCAGAGGUGCAGGAGAUACUGGACGACCUCAACCACCAAUGGACGGACCUGUGUAGCCUUGCUGCUGACAAACAGCAAAAGCUACAGCAGGCAGCUGCGCAGAAGGAUCUGUAUGGUACUCUGGAAGAGGGACGCAAAACUCUGGAUGAGAUGGAGCGAGCUCUGGCCACGGAUGACGUCGGAAAGGACUUGAGGUCGGCACGAGACAUGCUGGCAAAGCACCAGAUGCUCGAACAAGACAUAGAAAGAGAAAAUGAAAAGGUGAAGGGGCUGAACGCCACAGGGCAGGAGUUAGCGCAAGCCGGUCACUUUAACACAGCGAAGAUCCUGGAGGAUACUGAGGUCUUCAGCAAGAAGUUUGAUAAGCUGCAGGGGCCGAGUACGAGUCGCCGCGAGACGCUGGAGACGAGCCUGCAGUACCACCAGUUCGUCUUCGACGUCGACAACGAGCUGCAGUGGAUCCACGACCACAUGCCGUCAGCAACCUCGUCCGACUACGGCAAGAGUUUGUUCGACGCGCAGAACCUGUACACGAAGCACCAGAAAUUCAAGCAGGAGUUGCACAGCCACCAGCCGUUCGUGGAGCGCCGCCUGGUGGAGGGCGAGGAGCUGGUCGCCGGGCGUCACCCGAACGCGCGAGACAUCCGCGACAAGUGCUACGAGCUGCGCAGCGCGUGGGACGGCCUGCUCGACGGAUCCGCGGCGAGGGAGAAGAAGCUGGAGCUGUCUCUGGGAGCUCAGAAGUUCUACUCGGAUGCUGCGGAGAUUGAGCAGUGGAUUAACGAGAAGCAGCGUGUCUGCAGCAGCGAGGACUGUGGCAAGAACGAGGUGGCUGCCAACAGACUCCUCACCAAGCACAAGGCAUUGGAGGUGGAGAUAGACAGCUAUAUGACGCGUCUAUCUGAUCUUAAGCAACUUUCCCAGAAGCUCCUAGACUCAGGCCAUCCAGAUUCCAAGUCCAUCGGCAAGAAAACGCAACAGAUGGAGGCGCAUUUGAACAACCUGAAGAAGAUGGCGACGGCUCGCAAGCGCCGCCUGGAGGACGCUAGAGACCUGUUUGAGUACGUGCGCGAGAGCGAGGACUUUGAGCAGUGGAUCGCGGAGAAACUGCAGCAGGCACAGAGCGAGGACUACGGACAGGACUUUGAACACGUGCAGGAGUUGCACAACAAGUAUGAUGAGUUCAAGCUACAGGUGGAAGCAGGGGGUGAGCGGUAUGCACAGUGUCAGAAGCUGGCUGAGCGACUUAUCGACCACCAGAACCCCCACGCAGACGACAUCAAGAACCGACAGCAGCAGCUCAAGGAAGCUUGGCAGAGCCUGCUUAAGUCGUCAGAGGAACGAGACAAUAAGCUUCAGGCAGCAGGAGAGAUACAUCGCUUCAACCGUGACGUUGGCGAUUCGCUGUCCAGGAUACAAGAGAAAUACGCGAGCAUUCCGGACGACCUUGGGCGUGACCUCAACGGUGUACAGAGUCUGUUACGCAAGCACGAGGCCUUCGAGAAUGACCUUGUAGCACUUGAAGGUCAGCUGCAGGUGCUACUGGAUGACAGCGGGCGUCUCUGCGCCCAACAUCCAGGUGGCAAUGCAGACGACAUUAAGCAGCAACAGGCGAUCGUUGUUGAGAACUGGAACAACCUGCAGGAGAGGGCCGGACAGCGGCGCGAGGAGCUGCAGAUGUCCUGCGACCUCCAUCGCUUCAUGGCCAACGCGCGCGACCUCACGAGCUGGGCGAACGAGACGCAGACGGCGAUGGCGGCCGAGCAGCCGGCGCGCGACCUCGCCGGCGUGCAGGCGAUGAAGAAGAACCACGACGAGCUGAAGGCGGAGAUCGACGCGCGCGACGAGGCGUUCGCAACCGUCAUGCAGGCCGCGAAGAUGAUGAAGGACGGCGGCCAUUACGCGGGCGAUGAGAUCACAGCAAGGGCAAAGCAGACACUCGAUGCUAAGACGAAACUGGACAAGGACUGGAAGGAAAAGGCCGAGCGUAUUCAGGAGUUGCUCAAGCAGCAGCAGAUACUCAGAGAUGCCAAGCAACUCGACAGCACCAGUGCAACGCAGGAGAAGGUUCUCAAACGCGACGUGACGCUUCAGCAGUCCCUCGACUUCCUGCACCGUCGUAGGGAUCUCCGCCGAGCUCAGAUACGCCUGCGGGGCAGACAGACGACAGACGAUGUGUCAGCGAAAACAUCUAGUAGACGUCUAAGCAGGAAUCUAGCCGUCAGCCGCGGAGCUCAGAUACGCCUGCGCGGGGAGCUCAAGCAUACGCCUGCCAGGGUAGACGACAACGAUUGUGAGGAAAACAGCAGCAGACGUCUAAGCAGGAGAUCUACCGCUCAGGAGCUUCAGAUACGCCUGCGGCGGCAGACAGAUGACAACGGUAUGUGUAUGGGAAAAAACACAGCGACGUCUAAGCAGGAAAGUACCGUCAGAAGCUCAGAUAGCCUGCGGGACAGGACAGACGACAACGAUGAGGAAAAACACAUGCAGACGUCUAAGCAGGAAUCUACCGUCCAGGGGAGCUCAGAUAUCGGCCUGCGGGAAGGGCGCCGGGGACCGAGGGGCAGAGUGAAGGAGCUCUCUGAUGAGAAGAAAAACAAGCUUCAGGAUGCUUUGCUCUAUGCACAACUCAACAGAGACUAUGCUGAGACAUCGGCGUGGAUCGCGUCGAAGCAGAAGAUGGUGGAGGAGCCGUUAGGUGAGGUGACCAGCCUGCAGGACAAGAUGAAGAAGCUGCAGAAACAUCAGGCCGUCGAGGCGGAGAUAGCCGCCAACGAACCACGCAUCGACAAGAUCAAAGAGGCUGGUGAGACACUGGUUGCCAAGAAACAUCCAGAGUCGGAAAAGGUGAAGACGCAGACGAACAACCUGCUCGGACAGUGGCGCGACCUGCGGGAGUCGGCAGACAACCGCGCUAAAGUCCUCGAGGAAGCGAGAGACAUCCUAGAGUUCAACAGCCAGGUGGAGAAGGUUGAGGCGUGGAUGCGCGAUAAGACGGUGAUGAUUCAGGCAGGAGACACGGGGCGGGAUUACGAACACUGCCUGGAAUUGCAGAAAAAGUUGGAUGACAAGGACUCUGCCGUGCAUGUUAAUGCUGACACGAUAAAGGCAGUUAACAAGCUGGGAGACAGGCUGGUGCACCAAGGCCGCUCGGACACGCGUGAGGUGCAGGCCAAGCAGCAGCAGCUUAACAACAAAUGGGAUGCCUUGCAGGGAGCGUUGGAAUCACACAAGGCACAGCUUGCUGGUGCGCUAGAGGUCCACGCAUUCAUUCGUGAUUGCAACGAAGUGAAAUACAGAAUUAAUGAAAAGGCACUAGCUUUCCAAGUUGAGGACUGUGGUAAAGAUUUGGAUGGUGUAGAGACACUACAGCGCAAGCAGGAUGCGGACGAGAGAGGAAUGACUGCCAUCUAUAGCCGCAUACAGGAACUGAAUGAGGGUAGCAAGAAACUGCAAAAGAAACAUCCUAAUAACGUUUCCACGAUCCUUGACAAGCAGACUGAGGUUGCAAACGACUGGCAUCGUCUCAUUGACCUGUCAAAGGCUAGAAAGGACAAGUUGGCAGCAUCUUACAGUCUACAGAAGUUCAAUUCUGACCUCAAGGAACUGGAGACGUGGGUAAACAGCAUGCUAGCACGCAUGACCUCUGGCGAUAUGCCCAAGGACAUUUCCGAGGCAGAAUCCGUGAUGGAGCUUCACCAGGAGCGCAAAGCGGAGAUCGACGGCCGCGAGGAGGGCUUUGAUCGUCUGCGUAACUACGGCCGCAACCUGAUCAACGAGCGUCACUACGCGAGUGAGGAUGUGCACGCGAGCCUCACCUUCCUAGACGAGCUGCAGCAGCAGCUGAAGGACACGUGGCAGGAGCGCAACCGCCUGCUGCAGCAGUCCUACGACCUACAGGUGUUUAAGGAUUGUGCUGAGCAAGGUGACGCCUGGCUAGCAUCCAAGGAGGCAUUCCUCAACAAUGAAGAUCUAGGAGACUCGAUCUCCGACGUGAAGGCUCUGCUGAAGAAACACGAGGACUUUGAGAAGUCUCUGCAGACGCAGGGAGAGAAGAUCGCCACGCUCGAGCAGCUAGCAGCCGACCUCGUCCGCAAGAACCACUUUGACAGUGACGGCAUCACAGCGAGGUCAGCACAGGUCACGGCGAGGAGAGAUCGUCUGCUUGCAAAGGCCUCCGCACGCACGCGAAAGCUAGAGGACUCGAUGAAGCUGCAGAAGUUUCUGAGGAAUGCUUACGAUGUGACUAACUGGAUGCAGGAGAAGAUGCAGAUGGCCUGCGAUGAGUCAUACAGGGAACCCGUCAACCUGCAGUCGAAGAUACAGAAGCAUCAAGCGUUCGAGGCAGAACUGCAAGCCAACAAGGGCAGAAUCACCGCCGUGAAAAAGGAGGGAGAACGACUCAUUGCGGACGAACACUAUCUAGACGACCUUUGUGCGAGCACGGUGCAAACACUGCAGAACAGCUGGGAGACACUGACAGACACGUCGAACAUAAAGAAGGAGCGUCUGCAGGAUGCGUACCAGGCUCUGGAAGCGGAGAUCGUGUCGCACGAGCCAGGCAUCGAGACGAUAACGACGUCGGCUGAACACAUGAUCAGUGGCAAUCACUUUGCCGCGGGGGAGGUGCAGGCUAAGCUGAACACGCUGCUGCGCGCCCUGCAGGACCUGAAGGACAGCAGUGCGGAGAGACAGAGGAAGCUGCUGGAUGCUGUCGAAUCACACACGUUCUACACUGAGGUAAACGAAGCACUGCAGUGGAUCAAUGAGAAGACACCACUCCUCACUAACAAGGACCUUGGCAAGGAUGAAGACUCUGUACAGUCGCUCAUGAAGAAACUGGACGCGGUCGACGUUGACAUCGACAACUUCAGCAACAACGUCAACAAGCUGGCCAUCCUCAGCCAGGGCCUGGUCAAGCGCGGCCACUUCGACAGCGACAACAUCCGGCAUCAGCAGGAGGCCGUCGAGGCGCGCUACGGCGAGCUGCGCGAGCUCGCCGCCCGCCGGCGCCACCUGCUGACAGACAAUAGGCAUCUUCUGCAGUUUGAGCGCGAGGCGGAGGAGCUGGAAGCGUGGAUGACGGAGAAGGAGGCGCUGGCGGCGGCGGAGGACUACGGCCGCGACGUGGAGCACGUACAGUCUAGGCACGAGGCGUUGGAGGGUGCCAAGCAGGUGCACACGUUCGACCAUGAUACGGAUGAGUUGGUUUCCUGGAUACACGAGAAAGAGGCGAUGCUCAUCACGGAGGACUACGGCCAGGACCUUGAUGCCGUGGAAGCUCUGGAGAGAAGACACUUGGCAUUCGAGCAAGACCUUCACGCCGUCGGCGAGCAGGUGGACAGCGUGAAGCAGACUGCAGCGAGGCUCGGCGGGGAGUUUCCGGACGCGGCCGAGCACAUUCGCAGCAAGCAGGAGGAAGCCGGAGACGCGUGGAGCACGCUGCUCGCUCAGACCGAGCAGAAGAAGAGCAAGCUCGUCGAGUCCGAGAACCUGCAGUCGUACUUCAGCGACUUCCGCGAGCUCAUGGCGUGGAUUAACGAGAUGAUGGCGAUCAUCACUUCGGAUGAGCUCGCUCGCGACGUCCCCGGCGCCGAGGCCCUCAUCGAGAAACACAAGGAGCACCGGGCGGCCAUCGACAUGAAGAUGGGCGCGUUCGAGAAGUUCACGCGCUCGGGCGAGGACCUGAUUGCGCGCGGACACUUCCUGUCAGACGACAUCCGGGAUAAGAUCCAGAAGCUGGACGGCGCGCGAGACCAGCUGCUGGACACGUGGCGGCAGCGGUCAGUUCUGUACGACCAGAACCUAGACGCACAGAUGUUCAAGCGAGAUGCCGAGGCUCUGCAGUCGUGGCUGCGCGCGCGCGAGCCUGUCCUGCGAGACGCCAACUAUGGACAGUCGGUGAAGGAGGUCGACGAACUCAUACAGCGGCACGAGGACUUUGAGAAGACGGUCGAGUCGCAGCGGGAUCGCUUCCAGGCGCUCAACAGGGAGACACUGCUGGAGAAGACCUUCCGGCAGCAGAGGGAGAACGAAGAGAAGAGGAAGCUGGAGGAUGAGAAGAAGAAGAACCAGAAUCGACUCGAUGCCAUCAAGCUCAAGGAGCAGGAGAGAAUACUUGACGAGCGUCGCAAGGCUCAGGAGGAGAGACAUCUCCGGAGACCGGCGGAGGCCGAGGAAGGUAGGAUGGUGAAAGAAGAGACCGCGCAAGCCACCGAGUACAGACCAGUUCAGGGAGCACCGAGAGAGGAGCACCUGAAAAAGUCUCCAGGAUCACCUACCAAGACGCCAAGAGAGGUGAAGAGGACCGACAGCGCGAAAGAGGAACUGAAGAGGAAGAAGGAUAAGCGGACACCAAGCUUCACCACGCGACGUCGCACAACCAGCUUUAAGAAAGCAAAG
This is a messenger RNA of Priapulus caudatus, 10594 nucleotides long. Its product is annotated as spectrin beta chain-like. Gene Ontology annotation, cellular component: cell projection; cell junction; cortical actin cytoskeleton. The record is from RefSeq and is a predicted model, not a curated record. NCBI's taxonomy places the organism in Eukaryota, Metazoa, Priapulida, Priapulimorpha, Priapulimorphida, Priapulidae. Gene Ontology annotation, molecular function: actin filament binding. Gene Ontology annotation, biological process: actin cytoskeleton organization.